GUGCGGUAUCAUCCAAAGAAAAACAUAGAUUCAUUCAAAUCAUACAUGGUUUGAUUAUUAUCCAUAGAAAAAAUGAAUUAAUUUCUAUUUCUUUCUUGUAUAAAUGAUCUAUAUCUUUAUUGUAUAUGUAUAAAUGUUCAAUUUCAAUGUAAUAUUGGAUAUAUUUUGUUUAAUUAGAAGUUCUAUGUAAAUCAUUGUCAAUAAUGAAAGAUUUUGAAUUAGAUAAAUAUUCAAAUGCAUUAGUAUCCCAUCGUAAAUCAUUAAUAAAAUCAGAUUAUAAAACGACUACACAUUGUAAUAAUGAAAAACGUUUAAAUUAUCCAUUUACAGAUUUUGAACAUUGGGAUAAAUUCUCGAAAACAGGUAAUAGUAGUAAUAGUAAUAAUAAUAAUAAUAAUAACAAUAAUAAUGGAGAUUCUAAAUCAUUAUCCCAUAUUAAAUUACCAGAACGACAUGUAUUCACUGCAUCCACAGCAUCAUUAAUUGUACAUGUACCUAGUCUAUCUUAUGUAAGUGAAGAUAUAGAUGAUGAUUUAUCAGAUCAUGAAAUUUCUAAAUUAAAUCUAAAUCUAAAUAAUAAUAAUAAUAAUAAAAACCAUAAUCGAAUUUGUCCAAUAUGUAAUACCAUUUAUAUAGAUUUACAACAACAGUUUGACGAUUUUCAUUUAAAACGAUUCUUUAGUUUAUCCAGUAUGAAUGUAAAUAUGGACGGUACUACUACUACUACCACUAAUAAUAAUAAUAAUAAUUAUGAUAAUAGUAGUAUAACUAUACCAAGACUAUGGGAUAUACUUGAUAUAUUUUCAACUAAUUCAUCUAAAAAUUUUUGUCCAUUUCAUAAAAGUUUAAGUCUACAUUACAGUACAUUUUCAUCUACUACUCAUAAUAAUAAUAUCAGUUCAACUUUAACCAACUCACUUAGUCUACCAUGUUUAUCUAAUUUUGAUGAACAAUUAACAAUGAUAUCAACAAGAUCUAAUGAAAAUACCAUUUUACAUAGUAACAAUAAUAAUAAUAAUGUAAUAUACAAUAGAAAUAUUAAUAAUACUCCAUCAAUUUCAAUAGAAUAUGCUGAUAAUAUCUCUAUUACUACAAAUAAUUCACAAGAACAAAUAAUCAAUAAUCAAUUAUCUGGUGAAACUAAAAGUAAGUGUGAAUUAUGGUUGAAAACAUGUUAA
Molecule: messenger RNA, 1178 nt
Organism: Schistosoma guineensis
Lineage: Eukaryota; Metazoa; Platyhelminthes; Trematoda; Strigeidida; Schistosomatidae
Source: the annotation of a GenBank genome assembly